AUGGAAGGAUCGUACAAGGCCGUCGUGGGCGGUGCUGAUGCCUCGCCAGAUGCAUCCACAGUCUCAGGGUGCGCUACAGGACCUUACUCUGCCGCCUCAAGCUGGUCGUCGUCCGCACACUCUAUUGUUGACAAUCCUCAUGAAGAGCCGGUGUGUCACGAUCAAGUCCCUAAAACGCCGAGACCAGCAUAUAAGAAUCCAAUUGUGAGGAAAUUAAAAGUGUUUGUUGGUGGAUUACCUCAAGGCCUACAAGAAAGUGAUUUGAGAGAAUAUUUUAAUAAUUUUGGCGAUGAUGUUGUCGAGGUUGAGAUCAAAAUGGACAAGGUCACUGGUCGCUCGCGCGGCUUCGGCUUUGUCACUUUGAUGAACGGAGAUUCGACCAGACUUUUUAAUAACAAGCACAGAAUCAAGAACAAGGACAUUGAUGUCGAUGAAGUUACCGAGACGAAGAUUUUCGUCGGCGGUCUGAACCCAGCAACGGGAGAGCAAGCCGUUGUUGACUAUUUUUCCAAGUAUGGUGCGAUUGUGAACUGUGAGCUCGCCUUCGACUACGCGGGAAUGUCCAGAGGCUUUGCUUUUGUUAUCUUCGAGGAUGCGGAAGCUGUCCAUAGAACUCUCGACGCCUGUCCCUCGGGCCACACGAUAGAGGAUCGAAUGGUGGAUGUACGAAGAGCUGAACCUCGCAAGAAGCUUCCGAAUGGUCAAUCGCUUUCACAGAACAUGUUCGGCGUGCCGGAUCUGCGUCAAGGAGGUCCGAUUCGAAACGGAUCGGCACAACACCCUCCGGCAGGGCUCACGGGCACCUUCCUGGCCGUGAAUGGCCUGUCGCCGACAAGCACAUCCUCUUCUACUACCUGCGGGUCUCCGACGGCCACGCCCUUCGUAUUGGAGGGGCGAGAUGGGGCUCCGGUUCAGAGUUAUGACCCCCCAUUUGGGGUUGUUGGACCCCACUCUGGAUAUGGUGGUUAUGGAGGGCAGAGGAAAUCCGCUUCUACCAAGAUCAAGCUGGCUGGUCCACCUGGGUGA
Perkinsus marinus ATCC 50983 is the source of this 1026-nucleotide messenger RNA. RefSeq names its product Heterogeneous nuclear ribonucleoprotein A/B, putative. The record is from RefSeq and is a predicted model, not a curated record. The coding region runs from base 1 to 1026 and encodes 341 amino acids. Gene Ontology annotation, molecular function: RNA binding. The transcript is spliced from 10 exons. Lineage: Eukaryota; Perkinsozoa; Perkinsida; Perkinsidae.